AUGGAGCCCAGGAGGGUGGGGCCUGGGGCGCACUGCUGGGGGCCUCGGGUGGCCGCGGGGUCGGGGACGGCUGCGGAGCUCGUGUACCACCUAGCGGGGGCCUUGGGCACUGAGCUGAAGGAGCUGGCGCGCCGCUUCGGGCCGGAGGCGGUGGCCGGGCUCGUGCCGCUGGUGGUGCAGGCGCUGGAGCUUCUGGAAAAGGCGGCCGUGGGGCCCGCCCCGGACUCGCGGCAGGUAUCCGCGCAGCAGGCCGAACUCGAACUGCGGCGGCUGCGGGAGGAGAACGAGCGCCUCCGCAGAGAGCUGCGCUCCGGACCACAGGAGGAGCGCGCUCUGCUGCGGCAGCUCAAGGAGGUGACCGACCGCCAGCGGGAUGAACUCCGGGCGCACAACCGCGACCUGCGGCAGCGCAGCCAGGAGACUGAGGCGUUGCAGGAGCAGCUGCAGCGCCUCCUGCUGGUGAAUGCGGAGUUGCGGCGCAAGCUGGCCGCAGUACAAACCCAGCUGCGCGCCGCGCGGGACCGCGAGAGCGAAUCAGAGCGGCGGCGCGAAGCGACCUUGGAGCCCGCGCUAGAGCAGGCGCACGGCCAGGCCGCGGCGCCCGGGUGCGAGCAGAGGCAGGAGCCCGAGACGGCAGCCGCGGGCACAGGUGCCCCGGGGACUCCUGGGGACCGGGCGGAUGCCCUGCCGCCGCCAGGACGCCCCCCCAAGGUAGGGCAGUGCGGCUUCAGUCGAGAGGAGGUUGAACAGAUCCUUCAGGAGAGGAAUGAGCUCAAAGCCAACGUGUUCCUGCUGCAGGAGGAGCUGGCCUACUUCCAGCGGUGA
This is a messenger RNA of Lipotes vexillifer (Yangtze River dolphin), 825 nucleotides long. Its product is annotated as rab-interacting lysosomal protein-like. Gene Ontology annotation, cellular component: ciliary basal body; cytoplasm; lysosome. The coding region runs from base 1 to 825 and encodes 274 amino acids. The transcript is spliced from 5 exons. The record is from RefSeq and is a predicted model, not a curated record. Gene Ontology annotation, molecular function: protein dimerization activity; dynein light intermediate chain binding; small GTPase binding. Gene Ontology annotation, biological process: cilium assembly; early endosome to late endosome transport. Lineage: Eukaryota; Metazoa; Chordata; Mammalia; Artiodactyla; Lipotidae.